Messenger RNA from Gekko japonicus, 2673 nucleotides. RefSeq names its product centrosomal protein 97kDa (gene CEP97). The transcript has 11 exons. The record is from RefSeq and is a predicted model, not a curated record. NCBI's taxonomy places the organism in Eukaryota, Metazoa, Chordata, Lepidosauria, Squamata, Gekkonidae. Gene Ontology annotation, molecular function: protein binding. The coding region runs from base 40 to 2607 and encodes 855 amino acids.
GCGAGUUUAUCUUCGAGGACGGAGGCGACUAAGUCAUCUAUGGGCGGUUCAGUAGUUAAUUGGUCAGGUCAAGGGUUACAAAAAUUGGGACCAACUUUGUCCUGUGAUGCAGAUACACAUACUUUGAUUCUGGAUAAAAACCAGUUAAUUAAAUUGGAGCACCUGGAGAAAUGCAGGAAAUUGAUGCAGUUGUCUGUUGCAAAUAAUCGGCUGGUACGGAUGAUGGGUGUAGCAAAGCUCACCCAGCUUCGGGUAUUAAACUUGCCUCAGAACAGUAUUGGUUAUGUGGAAGGUCUGAAGGAUCUAGUGCAUUUGGAGUGGCUGAACCUGGCAGGAAAUAAUAUAAAGUUGAUUGAUCAACUCAACAGCUGCACAUCACUUCAACACCUAGAUUUAUCAGACAACAAUAUAUCCCAAAUAGGUGAUAUCUCGAAGCUUUCCUCUCUGAAGACACUUCUGCUGCAUGGAAAUAUCAUAACAUCAUUGCGUACGGCUCCUGCUUGUUUACCUCAAGGUCUUGCUAUUCUUUCUUUGGCAGAAAAUGAAGUCAGAGACUUAAAUGAGAUAUCCUUCUUGGCUUCUUUCUCUGAGCUGGAGCAGUUGUCAAUUAUGAACAAUCCUUGUGUGAUGGCCACUCCUUCCAUCCCAGGAUUUGACUAUCGGCCAUAUAUUGUUAGUUGGUGUCUCAGUCUUAAAGUCCUUGAUGGCUAUGUGAUUUCUCAGAAAGAAAGUUUGAAAGCAGAGUGGCUUUACAGUCAAGGAAAGGGAAGAUCUUUUCGCCCAGGCCAGCAUGUUUCAUUAGUACAUUACCUUGCCAGUGUUUGCCCUCUUACCACUAUGUUUGGACUCCAAACUGCAGAGGAUGCCAAACUGGAAAAAAUACUACAUAAGCAAAGGUUGCACCAGAGGCAACUGAUGUACCAAAGCCAAGCUGAUGAGAUCUCGGUUUCCUUGUCUCGGAAUAAAGGGAUGCCUGUUGCCAGUGAGCCAAAUAGCCCUGUCCAUGUGCCACAAAUAAGGACCGAACAAGAACCUGUUAUCCAAAAGAAUUCUUGGGUUGGGUCAAGACCUAAUGAUGACCAUUCCUAUGCAAUUACAACUGUUUUUCCAGCUUCUUCACAAGGUGAAAGAAAUGCUUGUGAGGAACUUUAUCUGGAAGACAUACAAACUGAUGAGGACAAACUAAACAGCAGUCUUCUGACCUCAGAGUCUACUUUUAUGCCUGUUGCUUCAGGGCUCUCACCGAUGUCUCCUACUGCUGCAGUAUUGAGACUUCAUGGAGUCUGUAUUGAUACAGAAAAUAUGGAGGAUGCUAACACUGGGCUUGUAAAACAGGUUAAUAAGCAAGAUGAAGAAAGACAGGAAAAGACUUUUUUGGUUCUUGAAGAAGAUCCCAUCAAAUCAACAGAGACUAUGGAAACUCAAAUGCAAGGGCAAAAAGAAGGCACAUUGUCCGCUUCCAGUGAAUCAGUGGUCACUGUUACUCUACCCACUGACAUCAGAAGCUGUCAGGCGUCCUCCAAAGACUGUGUUCAGUGUAGUCAGGUCAAGCAGUUGCAUACACCUGAAGAAGACAUAAUCAAAACUGCUUGCCUUGCUACAUAUCUAGAAGAAAGAUCAGAUGCCUCUGCUCCUUUACUUCAAACGGAUGAUGCACUUCAAGAAAUGAACAGAGCAGCCACAAAGCUUCAAGCCUCUUGGAGAGGAUAUUACACUAGGAACCACCAUUCCAGAACCAAAGAGGUGCGCUAUGAAAUACGACUCAGCAGAAUGCAGGAACAUAUUAUGCAUUUAACUGAAGAAGUAGAAAAACUGAGAAAAGAGAAGGAUGAAGAAAAACUUCAAAGAAUGGUGCAAGAGGAGGCUGUCAAAUUCCUUUGGGACCAGGUUAGAUCCAUGCAGGAGUGGCAGCUUUCUGUGAACCAACAUCUAAGUGUUGCCAGGCAGCAUGGCAUCCCUACAUCAAGUGCUUUGUGUCCUUCAGAGUUACCCAAAGAGACAUCCAGACUGAAUCAAGUACUGUCUCCUGUUGCUAGUUCUACCUGGGUAGUUUCAGGUGCUGAAGCUUGUCAUAAUCAGUCCUUACCAGAAUUUCCUGAUUCAGGAUUUCAUUCCUGUGUGACUGACCAAAAUUGCCUUAAUGAAUCACAGAGAUCUGAAGAAAGUUUGGUGGAAACAAAUGAGAGCACUCUAGGGACUUCUUUGGAAACAGUCAAACAGCAUGAAGAUUCUCUUUCAGGCUGCUUUUCAGAUGCAGAAGAUGUCCGACUGAACCAUGCGGAAUGUAGUGAAACGGGGUCUAACAGUGAGCAGGACAGUAGCCUUCUCCAGCAGUAUUUGAAAUCAGUUGAGCAGCUAGAUGAUACUCUAAGCUGCAGCCAUGAGACAGAAAGCAGUAGGCUCCAGGCAGCUGUUUUAUUAGAAAACUUAGAUGCCACAGGCUUCCAAGAUGCAGCUGCAUCAUCACAAGAUGGAAUUGGUCAGGCAUCAGAAGAGUGUAAUUUGAAUGCAGAGACAGCAAAAGGAAAACCGACAGACUGUGACUCUUCAUUCCAGGCACUUCCUGUUAGCAUAACUGUAGCAGGCAUAGACCUGUUGGAACAGUAGAAAAGCUUCUUUUAAUAGAUUUUUUUGUUGGUGGUGGUGUUAUUUAUUAAAAAUGAUUUUUUAACA